Messenger RNA from Saccharomycopsis crataegensis, 234 nucleotides. RefSeq lists its product as uncharacterized. Bases 1 to 234 code for a protein of 77 amino acids. Lineage: Eukaryota; Fungi; Ascomycota; Saccharomycetes; Ascoideales; Saccharomycopsidaceae. The transcript has a single exon. The record is from RefSeq and is a predicted model, not a curated record.
AUGACAACCACCAAAGAGGAAACAGAGAAAGGAGAGCAAGAAGAAGAAGAAGAAGAAGAAGAAGAGGAAGAAGAAGAAGAAGAAGAAGAAGAAGAAGAAGAAGAAGAAGAAGAAGAAGAAGAAGAAGAAGAAGAAGAAGAAGAAGAAGAAGAAGAAGAAGAAGAAGAAGAAGAAGAAGAAGAAGACGCUUUCCAUAUAUUAUACUGUCUACUUGAGAGCGUGCACAUUACGUAA